UCCUCUUUUUGCGGAAGCAACUUUUUCUACCUCCUUCUCGUCUACAGAAGUGUCUGUUCUCUCUCGCCACUCUGUCGGUAGCUUUCGCGUCGACUGGCCAGAGUCCGCGAGCUGUUCUCUCCAGUCAUCUCUCCUUUCCGUAUCAUCUCAGGGAAAUACAGAGGCCUCUCAUUGGCUCAUCUCACUUCCUGGUUCUGCAUUGUCCCGAUUUGGUAAUGUCUUACCACAGCUUCUUGCUCGAGCCAAUCAGCUGCCACUCCUGGAACAAGGACCGGACACAGAUUGCUCUGUGUCCCAACAACCACGAUGUCCACAUCUAUAAGAAGGACGGGACCAAGUGGACCAAGAUUCAUGAACUGAAGGAGCACAACGGACAGGUCACAGGUAUAGACUGGGCUCCAGACAGUAACCGUAUCGUGACCUGUGGGACGGAUCGUAACGCGUAUGUCUGGUCUCUGAAGGGGGAGGUGUGGAAGCCCACCCUGGUCAUCCUCCGUAUCAACCGGGCUGCUCGCUGUGUCAGCUGGUCUCCCAAGGAGAACAAGUUCGCUGUGGGCAGCGGAUCACGCCUCAUAUCCAUCUGCUACUUUGAACAGGAGAAUGACUGGUGGGUCUGUAAGCACAUCAAGAAGCCGAUCCGCUCCACCGUCCUCAGUCUGGACUGGCAUCCUAACAACGUGCUGCUGGCGGCUGGAUCCUGUGACUUCAAAUGCAGGGUGUUCUCGGCCUACAUCAAGGAGGUGGAGGAGAAGCCCGGACCCACAGUGUGGGGGUCCAAGAUGCCAUUUGGAGAGGUGCUGUUUGAGUCUGGGCCCUCAGGGGUGUCAGGAGGGGCUGGAGAUAGGGCAGGAGGGGGAUGGGUCCACGGGGUCUGUUUCUCCCACAGCGGGAACCGCCUGGCCUGGACGUCACAUGACUCGACUGUGGCGAUCGCAGAGGGAGGCAAGACCAGCACGAUCAGCAGUCUGAGCUCUGAGACCCUUCCUCUGCUGUGUGUCAGCUUUAUCACUGAGAACAGCCUGGUGGCCGCUGGUCAUGACUGCUACCCAGUGCUGUUUGUGUAUGACGGUACUAAGGGCUCAGUAACGUUCGGAGGGAAGCUGGACGUUCCCAAGCAGACGUCUCAGAGAGGGAUCAGCGCCAGGGAACGCUUCCAGAACCUGGACCGCCGAGCCACCUCGUCUGAGACCACCGAGCAGGGCCUGGAGAGUCUGCACAAGAACAGCAUCAGUCAGAUCUCUGUGCUGGAAGGAGGGAAGAGUAAAUGUUCCACGUUCUGUACAACUGGGAUGGACGGAGGAAUGGUGACAUGGGACGUCAAGAGUCUGGAGUCUGCUCUGAAGGAUCUCAAGAUAGUCUGAUACCAUGACCCUCAGCCGACCAGCCGACCAGCCGGGAUAUGAAGAAAUCUCACCUCUUUUGCCUUUCUGCUUCUCUGCGUCUGUCUGUCUCAGCUGCUGCUGGAGACAUCUCCUUUCUGUCUGUCUCUGUUGAGCAUCUGCUUGAAGCACGGCAGCCAUGACAACGACGUCUGCAUUCCACAUGGCACCCUGUUCUUUUAUAUAGUAGACCAGGACCCAUAGGACACCAUUUGAGACACAUCUUGGUUUUUGUUCUAUCUUCUUAUCAUCUUUGUUUUAGAAUCCAGAAUCCAGGAAAUGCUUUGUGAGCGACGUUCUGUUCUGUCAGGUGUUCUAUACUGAUAGUUCUUUUAUAUUGGUAGAUCAGGACCCAUAGGACACCAUUAGAACAAAAACCAAGAUGUGUCUCAAUCUUCUUAUCUUCUUUGUUUUAGAAUCCAGGAAAUGCGUUGUUCUGUUCUGUCAGGUGUUCUAUACUGAUAGUUGUACCUGGACAUACAGCUGUGUUCUUAAUAUAUACGGCACGAUUCACAUUGGCUACUGGAAUUAGUUUACUUGGGUUUUAGUUUUGAUGUUCACACAUGAAUCUGUUGGAUUUACAGCACAGGACCAAGAAGAAAAUAAUAUCUAAACUUGAGAUUUUUCACAUCAAAUUAAAACAUUUUAAAAAAUCGAAUGGACUAAUUAAAAGAUGACAGUUUUUGAUACUGCAGUUAAAGUGCAGUUAAAGUGCAGUUAAGUGCAGUCGACUGUGGUAUUUUGGACGUAGUAAUUUCAGAAUAACUGCAGUUAAACUGCACGCUGACCGCAUAAUUAAUUUUCAUAACGGGAAAUGAUUACGAAUUGUAAUUAAUUUGGUUGGAGGCAGGUGAUUUAGUUUACUGUGUGAUGUAUUAUAUCUGUGGUAAGUUGCAGGUGCCUACAGGGUUAAAACAAAAAGCCAUUCAAACCAGUUUUGAAAAGUGGAAACAGGACAUUCUGCUCCGAUGAACUCCGUUAUCAAGUUGUCGAUGUAUUAGAGCGCAGCUGUUCGCUAAAGGACUUAUUAUAGUAGGAGUGGAAGGCUACAGCAGGUAUAUAUAAUCAUGAAGAAAAGCCAAGCAGCGGUACCUGUUAAAAUGCUUAUGCUGGUCAUAAUAUUGCAUUUUAAUAAAUUAUUUACUAUCAUA
Messenger RNA from Oncorhynchus gorbuscha (pink salmon), 2530 nucleotides. It is a transcript of the gene arpc1b, whose product is annotated as actin related protein 2/3 complex, subunit 1B. Gene Ontology annotation, biological process: Arp2/3 complex-mediated actin nucleation. Gene Ontology annotation, cellular component: Arp2/3 protein complex; actin cytoskeleton. The record is from RefSeq and is a predicted model, not a curated record. Lineage: Eukaryota; Metazoa; Chordata; Actinopteri; Salmoniformes; Salmonidae. The transcript is spliced from 10 exons. Bases 216 to 1361 code for a protein of 381 amino acids. Gene Ontology annotation, molecular function: actin filament binding.